UUGACGGACUAUCAUCUGACAUCAUGGUUACGAAGCACAAGGGUACAUUGGCUGUUAUUGAGCAGAUCUAUCAGGACAUACCCGCUUUCACCGAUAUAUUCACGGAGGAGAGCUUCUAUACCUUUGCCUUUUGCUUUGUUUGUGCCACUGUGUUGGUGGCAUUUAUACUAUCGCGCUUUAUUACCAUUAAGCCAGUCGAUUUUUAAGUCACAUUAAAAACUUUAAGCUUUAAAAUGUAAA
Messenger RNA from Drosophila busckii, 240 nucleotides. RefSeq lists its product as uncharacterized. NCBI's taxonomy places the organism in Eukaryota, Metazoa, Arthropoda, Insecta, Diptera, Drosophilidae. The record is from RefSeq and is a predicted model, not a curated record. Bases 24 to 206 code for a protein of 60 amino acids. The transcript has a single exon.